UUUCAAUUUUACUUUUGUUUUGUGCAGUUCGUUUUCGCAGAAAUAAACGCGUCUCUUAGAUAUUCGCAAUCACAAAGCGGUCUUUACAACUUGCUAAUCCAGUAUUGUCCGUUUGUAAGAUGAAAUUAUUCGCUUUACUUUCACUGGCCCUAGGCCUGUGGGCUGCUCAAGCGAGCGCUGCUAAUCUCGUCUGCUAUUAUGACUCUGCGAGUUAUAUACGUGAAGGUCUUGGCAAAUUGCUCACACCCGACCUUGAGAUCGCACUACAAUUCUGCUCACACUUAAUUUACGGCUAUGCCGGCAUAAAUCCGAACACCUAUCAGGUGCAGAGUUUACAUGAAGACUUGGAUGUGCAUAAGCAUCAGUAUUCCGAAGUAACGGCGCUGAAGCGUAAAUAUCCCCAUUUGAAAGUGUUAUUGAGUGUUGGCGGUGAUCAAGAUGUCGAUCCUGAGCAUCCGAAUAAAUACCUCGAACUACUGGAGGGUGAAAAAGUGAAGCAGACUUCCUUCAUAAACUCGGCGUAUUCGUUGGUGCGUUCUUAUGGCUUUGAUGGUUUGGAUUUAUCCUUCCAAUUUCCUAAAAAUAAACCACGUAAAGUACACUCCGACAUUGGCAUGGUGUGGAAGAAGUUUAAGAAGCUCUUCACGGGCGAUUUUAUAGUCGAUGAGAAGUCCGAACAGCAUAAGGAAGAGUUUACCGCAUUUGUACGUGAUGUACGUAAUGCUUUACGACCGGAUAAUAUGAUGCUCACGUUAACGGUAUUGCCGAAUGUUAAUUCAAGCUGGUACUUCGAUGUGCCAGCUUUGGUCGGUAAUUUAGACUUUGUCACGCUUGCCGCUUUCGACUUCCUCACUCCCGAACGCAAUCCCAAAGAAGCAGACUAUACUGCGCCACUCUAUGAACUUUACGACCAAAGUCGUUUAUCUCAUUACAAUGCCAAUUACCAAAUCGAUUAUUGGCUUGGCCAACAAUGUCCGGCUAACAAGAUCAAUCUCGGUAUUGCUGCGUAUGGACGCGCAUGGAAGCUGACUACCGACUCAGGCUUGACUGGUGAGCCUGUGGUGAAAGAAACUGAUGGACCGGCGCCGGCUGGCAUGCAAAGUCAACAACCGGGUUUACUCUCAUGGCCAGAGGUGUGCGCAAAAUUGCCAAAUCCUAGUAAUGCCUACUUGAAGGGUGCUGAUGCGCCGCUGCGUCGUGUAAGCGAUCCCACUAAACGGUAUGGCGCUUAUGCUUUCCGUCCGGCAGACGGUAACGGCGAGCACGGCAUGUGGGUGAGCUAUGAGGACCCCGAUAGCGCAGCCAAUAAGGCGGCUUAUGUGCAUUCGAAGAACUUGGGCGGCUUGGCGUUGUUCGACUUGAGUUACGAUGAUUUCCGUGGUCUCUGCACAGGCGAUAAAUUCCCCAUUUUACGCGCUGCCAAGUUCCGUUUGUAAAAUUUGAAAAAAAAAAUAAUCGGAAAAACGUGUCAUUCGAAUUUAUUUGUCUCACACUGUACUUUUACGCUCAAUAAACAAUAAAUCAUUGAUUUUUUUUACUCACAAA
This is a messenger RNA of Ceratitis capitata (Mediterranean fruit fly), 1545 nucleotides long. It is a transcript of the gene Idgf2, whose product is annotated as chitinase-like protein Idgf2. NCBI's taxonomy places the organism in Eukaryota, Metazoa, Arthropoda, Insecta, Diptera, Tephritidae. The record is from RefSeq and is a predicted model, not a curated record. The coding region runs from base 120 to 1436 and encodes 438 amino acids. Gene Ontology annotation, biological process: carbohydrate metabolic process; chitin catabolic process. The transcript is spliced from 3 exons. Gene Ontology annotation, cellular component: extracellular region. Gene Ontology annotation, molecular function: chitin binding.